This is a messenger RNA of Ostertagia ostertagi, 969 nucleotides long. Lineage: Eukaryota; Metazoa; Nematoda; Chromadorea; Rhabditida; Trichostrongylidae. The record is from the annotation of a GenBank genome assembly.
AUGCAUGUCUGGUUCUUAUUUCUCAUUCCGCAAUUAUUCGCCGCCACACUAAAGGAAAAGGAAUCGGGCGAAGUCGAUCCGUUGACAGAGCUCCAUAAGGAGUUGGCACAGAAAGCAGUCGAUGAUUUGAACGCGAAAUCAAACGAUUUGUACCGAUGGGACGUCUACACGAUUGACCAAGUUCAUCAACAAAUGCACAAUGGCAUUCAGUACAACAUGCAGUUGACACUCGUACAAACUGACUGCCGAAAAUCAGGUUCACAACUGACUCGUACCGACUGCAAGCACACAGAUCGACUGAAGAAAUGUACUGCCCAAGGCGAGCAUCGAGCUUGGGAAAACUACGAAAACAUGGAAAUUCGGAACUGUGAGCAACCAUACAGGCGAACGAAACGAAUGAUCAAGACAUCAAAAAGCUCCAUCGAAUACACCAGACUAAGCCGACACAUCAAGCCAAAGGACUACGUGCCUUGGAAUCAAUUCACUGACUUCAUCGACAGGCAUGAUAAGAUCUACAGCAGCAAACGUGAAGCGCUGAAACGAUUUCGAAUCUUCAAACGAAAUCUGAAGGCAAUUCGCACCUGGCAAGAAAAUGAAGAGGGAACAGCUGUUUAUGGAAUCACACAAUUCUCUGAUCUUUCACCAGAGGAGUUCAAGAAAAUCUACUUGCCGUAUACAUGGGAACAGCCGAUAUACCCAAAUCGAAUCGCGGACUUGGCUGCCGAAGGGAUUGACCUGAAGGAGCCGCUACCAGAUUCAUUCGAUUGGAGAUCACAUGGCGCUGUGACGGCUGUGAAGAAUCAAGGUAAUUGUGGAAGCUGUUGGGCGUUUUCGACCACGGGAAACAUUGAAGGACAGUGGUAUCUGGCCAAAAAGAAGUUGGUGUCGCUUUCGGAACAGGAGCUCGUCGACUGUGACAUCAUUGAUCAGGGAUGUAAUGGUGGAUUGCCUAGUCAGGCUUACAAGUAA